Lepisosteus oculatus (spotted gar) is the source of this 858-nucleotide messenger RNA. The record is from RefSeq and is a predicted model, not a curated record. Lineage: Eukaryota; Metazoa; Chordata; Actinopteri; Semionotiformes; Lepisosteidae.
UGUGUAAUUAAGAAUGUUGUGGCAGCCAGCGUGGGGGGCAUGCUGACCUACAGCGUCUACCUGGGGCUGUUGCAGAUGCAGCUGAUCCUGCACUAUGACGAGACAUACCGGGAGGUGAAGUAUGGGAACCUGGGUCUGGAGGACAUUGACAACAAGAUGUUGAUGGGAAUCAAUGUCACUCCCAUCGUGGCUCUGCUCUACACCCCUGUGCUGAUCCGGUUCCUGGGUACCAAAUGGAUGAUGUUUCUGGCCUCUGGUAUCUACGCCCUGUUUGUGUCCACCAAUUACUGGGAGCGAUACUACACCCUGGUACCCUCUGCUGUUGCCAUUGGAGUGGCCAUCGUCCCUCUGUGGGCAUCACUGGGCAACUACAUCACCAGGUUACCUGUCCCAACUCUGGCAGUGCCCAGGCGACUCGGAGCUGUCACUGUCCCGGUCCUGGUCACAGCGACCACACGGCCCCGGACCCCUAGAAAUGUGCUGUGUCAAGCUCCUGUCUCGUCCCCAGGGUCGGACGGAGUGGGGAUUAUUUCUGGUCUCAACAAGACGGUCCUGUCUCGCCUGCCCCGCAGUGUGAAUCUGAUCGAGGUGGAGAGCGCUCUAAUGGGGGUGGCCUUCAUCGCCAUGAUUACGUUCCUGGCCCUGUGCGGAUCCGCCUACCGGCCCACGGAGGAGAUCGACCUGCGCAGCAUCGGCUGGGGCAACAUCUUCCAGCUGCCCUUCAAACACAUGAGGGACUAUCGGCUGCGGCUGCUCUGUCCAUUCUUCAUUUACAGCGGCUUCGAGGUGCUGUUUGCCAUCACUGGGCUGACGCUGGUGAGGAAGUGUUCAUGUGCUGGAGUGUCCAUCUUAUCCUAG